This is a messenger RNA of Lingula anatina, 1685 nucleotides long. Its product is annotated as ATP-dependent translocase ABCB1. Gene Ontology annotation, cellular component: mitochondrial inner membrane. The record is from RefSeq and is a predicted model, not a curated record. Gene Ontology annotation, biological process: oligopeptide export from mitochondrion. Gene Ontology annotation, molecular function: ATP binding; ATP hydrolysis activity; ABC-type oligopeptide transporter activity. NCBI's taxonomy places the organism in Eukaryota, Metazoa, Brachiopoda, Lingulata, Lingulida, Lingulidae.
CAGGUGUUUGCCAUAGUGGACCCAGAGGAGCAGGCAGCCAGUAUGACUCUGUUCUGUGGUCUUAUCUUUGCUGUAGGAUUAGUCUCUGCAACUUUUCAAACUAUUCAGGGGACCAUGUUUGGAAUCUCAGGGGAGAGGCUGACCAAGAGACUGCGACAUAUGGCCUUUGAGUCCAUGCUCAGACAGGAAAUUGGAUGGUUUGACGAACCCACCAACCAAGUCGGGGCAUUGACAGCACGUCUGGCAACAGACGCCUCAGCUGUCAAUGGCGCCACAGGAAGUCGUCUCUCCACCAUGAUCCAGUCGACAGCCAACAUGGGGACGGCGGUGGUGAUGUCCUUCAUCUUCGGCUGGAAGUUGACGUUGGUGAUCAUUGGUUUCUUGCCCAUCAUGGUGGCCGCUGGGUUGAUCCAGAUGAGGCUGCUCAUGGGGCACAGCAGAGGGGACCAGGUGGCACUGGUGGAGGGAGGGAAGAUUGCUAUUGAAGCCAUUGAGAACAUGCGUACAGUAGCAGCAUUGACGAAGGAGAAGCAUUUCGCAGACAAAUACAGUGGCCAUUUUGUAGAGGUUUACCAAUCUGGACGUCGCAACAGUCACGUGUCAGGGGUUACGUAUGCCUUUUCCCAGUGUAUCAUCUUCUUUGCAUACGCCGCAGCCUUUAGCUUCGGUGCCUACCUGGUUCAAACUGGCGAGAUGGAGUUUCAGAAUGUUUUCAGGAUUUUUGGUGCCAUAACAUUUGGAGGCAUGGCUGUUGGAAGAGCAUCUGGGUUUGCCCCCGACUACAGCAAGGCCAAGACAGCUGCUGCCAAACUGUUUGCUUUGUUUGAUCGUGAACCAUCCAUUGAUUCUUCUUGCCAAGAUGGAAAGACCGUGGCCAACAUAGCUGGUGAGGUUCGUUUCCAAGAUGCUCGCUUCGUGUACCCAACACGUCCCGAAGUGAAGGUCCUCAGGGGUCUUAACUUGACCCUUAAACCUGGUCAAACGCUGGCCCUGGUGGGGUCCAGUGGGUGUGGUAAGAGCACCACUAUCCAGCUGAUUGAGAGGUUUUAUGACCCUGUGGAGGGACAAGUGACCCUGGAUGGAUAUAACACCAAGGAUCUCAACCUGCAGUGGCUGAGGGGACAGCUCGGCCUGGUAUCCCAGGAACCUGUGCUGUUUGGCACCAGCAUCGCUCAGAACAUUGCGUACGGAGAUAACUCCAGAGAGGUUCCCAUGCAGGCAAUUAUAGAAGCUGCUAAAGCAGCCAACAUCCACAACUUCAUUUCUUCUUUGCCAAUGGGUUAUGACACCAAUGUGGGAGACAAGGGUGCCCAGUUAAGUGGUGGUCAGAAACAGAGGGUGGCCAUUGCAAGGGCACUGGUCAGAAAUCCUAAGAUACUGCUCCUGGACGAGGCAACAUCAGCUCUGGACACGGAGAGUGAAAAGAUUGUACAGGAGGCAUUGGACAAGGCCCAGGAGGGCAGAACAUGUAUAGUGAUUGCUCACAGACUGUCUACAAUACAGAAUGCAGAUCAAAUAGCUGUUAUACACAGUGGACGUGUGCACGAACAGGGCACGCACUCUGAACUCAUGGCCAUGCAAUCCAUGUACUACAAACUGCAAAUGGCUUCAAAGAAGGUCCAGAAAGCUUGAAUAUCAUUGGAUGAUUAAGUUUUGUUAGUUGUUCUCUGAUUGGAGAAUGUGGC